Molecule: messenger RNA, 4924 nt
Organism: Physeter macrocephalus (sperm whale)
Lineage: Eukaryota; Metazoa; Chordata; Mammalia; Artiodactyla; Physeteridae
Gene: ERO1A
Product: endoplasmic reticulum oxidoreductase 1 alpha
Exons: 16
Coding region: 398-1843 (481 amino acids)
Biological process (GO): protein folding in endoplasmic reticulum
Cellular component (GO): endoplasmic reticulum; endoplasmic reticulum membrane
Molecular function (GO): thiol oxidase activity; FAD binding; protein-disulfide reductase activity
Source: RefSeq, a predicted model, not a curated record
GGCUCUCGGAGCGGGAAGGACCCGGACUGCCACGUGGGGCUGGGGGCAGACAGCCCGCUCCAGUCUCCGGGCCCCGGGCGUUAAAGGGGCCUGGGGCGGGCGCGGCGCGCCGGGAGAGGCCGAGCCGGGAAGCCGGUUGGUGCGUCAGCCUCACGCGUGGGGAAGGAAGCGGGCCUCAGGCCCCGGACUGCCAGCGCGGGGUCCCCGGCACGUCCGCAGGCUGCACCGGGAGGUGGCGGCUUCUGAGAGGCGGGAGAGCCGAGGGCGGGCCUGGGAGGCGGCCGGGAGGUGGGGCGCGGCCGGGGGCAGGCCCGCGCGGGCUUCAUCUGCGGACUCACGGCCUGCUCCCGAUCGCUGGGGAUUCCGAGGCGCGGCGCGACGACCGGCCGGAGCGGCUAUGGACCACCGCUGGGGCUUCCUGAUCGGCUUCCUGGGCGCCGUGGGGCUGCUGGGCUCGGGCCACGGCGGGCAGCAGCCCCCGGAGACGGCAGCGCAGAGGUGCUUCUGCCAGGUUAGUGGUUACUUGGAUGAUUGUACCUGUGAUGUUGAAACCAUUGAUAAAUUUAAUAACUACAGGCUUUUCCCAAGACUUCAAAAACUCCUGGAAAGCGACUACUUUAGAUAUUACAAGGUAAACCUGAAAAGGCCAUGUCCUUUCUGGAAUGAGAUCAGCCAGUGUGGAAGAAGGGAUUGUGCUGUCAAGCUUUGUCAAUCGGAUGAAGUUCCUGAUGGAAUUAAAUCUGCAAGCUACAAGUAUUCUGAAGAAGCCAAUAAUCUCAUUGAAGAAUGUGAGCAAGCCGAACGACUUGGAGCUGUGGAUGAAUCUCUAAGUGAAGAAACACAGAAGGCUGUUCUUCAGUGGACCAAGCAUGAUGAUUCCUCAGACAACUUCUGUGAAGCUGAUGACAUACAGUCUCCUGAUGCUGAAUAUGUCGAUUUGCUCCUUAAUCCUGAGCGCUACACGGGUUACAAGGGACCAGAUGCUUGGAAGAUAUGGAAUGUCAUCUAUGAAGAAAACUGUUUUAAGCCACAGACAAUUAAAAGACCUUUAAAUCCUUUGGCUUCUGGUCACGUUCUGGAGGCUGGGAAGUCCAUGAUCAAGGUGCCAGCAGAUCUGGUUCAUGAGAACACUUUUUACAGUUGGCUAGAAGGCCUCUGUGUAGAAAAAAGAGCAUUCUACAGACUUAUUUCUGGCCUCCAUGCAAGCAUUAAUGUGCAUUUGAGUGCACGGUAUCUUCUGCAAGAUACCUGGUUGGAAAAAAUAUGGGGACAUAACAUUACAGAAUUUCAGCAGCGAUUUGAUGGAAUUUUAACUGAAGGAGAAGGUCCACGAAGGCUUAAGAACUUGUAUUUUCUCUACUUAAUAGAAUUAAGGGCUUUAUCUAAAGUGGUACCAUUCUUUGAGCGCCAGGAUUUUCAACUCUUCACUGGAAAUAAAGUUCAAGAUGCAGAAAACAAAAUGUUACUUCUGGAAAUACUUCAUGAAAUCAAGUCAUUUCCUUUGCAUUUUGAUGAGAAUUCAUAUUUUGCUGGGGACAAAAAAGAAGCAAACAAACUAAAGGAGGACUUUCGACUGCAUUUUAGAAAUAUUUCAAGAAUCAUGGAUUGUGUUGGUUGUUUGAAAUGUCGACUGUGGGGAAAGCUUCAGACUCAGGGUUUGGGUACUGCUCUGAAGAUCUUGUUUUCUGAGAAACUUAUUGCAAAUAUGCCAGAAAGUGGGCCCAGUUAUGAAUUCCAUCUAACCAGACAAGAAAUAGUAUCAUUAUUUAAUGCAUUUGGAAGAAUUUCAACAAGUGUGAAAGAAUUAGAAAACUUCAGGAACUUGUUACAAAAUAUUCAUUAAAGAAAACAAGUUGAAAUGUGCCUGUUUUUGGACAACGGAGGCCAAAGAAUGGAAUUUCGUUCAAAGGCAUUAAUAGCAAUGACAGUCUUAAGCCAAACAUUUUAUAUAAAGCUGCUUUUGUAAAAGGGAAUUAUAUUGUUUUAAGUAAACAAUUUUUAAAAUUGUGUUAAGUCUAUGUAUAAUAUUAUUGUGAGUAAAACUUUGAUAAUGUGGUACAACUUUUAAAGUUUAAUAUUAAGUAAAAUCAGGAUUAUCAAAUUCAUAUAUGGUAACCCUAAGUAAAUGAUGUUUUAAUAAUUUUGUGUAAGAAGAUGUAAUAUAAAUAAAACUAUGGCCAAUGUGACAAGCAUUUAUAGGAAAAUGCUAAGCAGGCUCAUGAUGACCCAUUAUUAACAGCCUAAAAUUUUUCAACAUUUAGGGUGACCAGAUUUAGUAAAUAAAAAUACAGAAUGCCUAGUUAAACUUGAAUUUCAGAUAAACAACAAAUAGUUCUUUAAUACAAGUAUGUUCCAUGCAAUAUUUGGGACAAACUUAUACCAAAAAAUUAUUCCUCCUUUAAAAUUCAAAUUUAACUGGGAGUCCUGUGUUUUAUCUGGCAGCCCUACAAUACAUUGGUAUGAAACAAAUCAGUUUUAGAAUUAUAUUGCUAUUUUGCUUGGCUUAUUUUGGUGUGUAGAAAGAUACAAUGAUAACUCAAAGGCAUAGGGGAUUUCUAAACAGUGUGAAAAGUUGAAUAGAUUUAUAUAUUUAUUCUCAUAAUACUUUCCCUAAUGCUGAAUAAAAUUUUGGGGAAACUUUUUAUUUUUAUAAAUUUCAAAUUACAGAAAUGUUUCCAGGAUAGUACAAAGAACUCUUUUACCAGAUUCCUUAAUUGUUCAUACUUGCUUUAUCUCUCAUGCUCUCUCUGUAUGCAUACACACGUAUACUAUUUUCCUCAAUCAUUUGAAAGUCAGUUACAGGCAUUGUGCCCUUUGAACCAUGAACACUUCAGCGUGAAUAAUUUUUUAAUGAUUUUUUUCAGGAAAAAAAAUCUGGAACUAUAUAAUACUAUAAGCCUUAGAAUCAGGAAUCAUUUUGAGUUCCAAUCUAAAAUUCUUUUCGAGUUUUGUUACCCUUUUAAUGCUCGAUCUGUAUAAUCAUAAGGCAUAUAAUUUUUGGGUUUUGUACAUGAUGUUCAUUUCUUUUUUCUCCCGAAAACUAAACUGUAAUUUUUAGUGGUUUUCAUUAAGGAAAGACCUUCAGUGAUAAAAAUAUAUAAAGGGGUUUAGGAAUUUAUAUCACAUGGUAAUUGUAGGGAAAAAAGAAACUGUAUACCUCAAAGUUAUGGGCCCUCUCUGUAUGUUUUAGCAGGUAUAUCAUGUUGAGAUGUAACAUUAUUAAUAAAGCAGGGUUUAUUUAUAAAAUGGCUUAGAAAUGCCACUUUAUACUACUGUAUACAUUUUCUUCUCUAUGUCCGUAAGGCCUGGUACAGUGUCAAACACAUAGUAGGUGUCCAGUAAAUAUUCGUCGAAUGAAUGUAUGAAAAUGUAGUCAGUAUAUUUAAAUUAAUAAUCACAGAACUAAGUUUCACAAUAUGUGUCCUCUUUUCCUUUUCCGCCUCGUUUGACUAGGGCAGGAGAAGAAAGAUACUAUCCUACUAUAAAGUCAUUAUUCUUGGAGACUCAAAGGACUAUGAAGUGAGCGCCAAAUAUAAAACUAUAAGGACAUUUGUAGUACUCUGAAAAUAUGGUAGAUGGGUUUAAAUGGUUAUUUCGCCUGUAUACCUCUCUAACUCUCAUCUUAUGUCCCUGCCCUUUUUUUUUUUUUUUUUUCUUAAACAGGUAAUCUUUUUGAAAGAAUAUUCCUAUCUUCACUUUGUCACCCUCCACUUGCUCCUUAACUGAAAUUUGGCUUUUGGCUCAGUAGUUCUUAACAAUAUUGUCCUUUGAAGUCUAAAAUCCCAAUUCUAAAUCCAUGGUUUCGUUCACAAGCCAUUUCUUACUUGACCUUUUUUUCUGCGGUUGACACUGUUGAUAGCCCCUUCUUUAAAAAGCUUUUUUCCCCUGGGUUACUGGGGUAACCCAGUAAAGAUACUGGGGUAUCUUUACCCCAGACUUCUCAGUCCACCUGCCUUCUACACAUCUUCAAUUGGUCGUCCCAUAGACACCUGUAUGUGUCUUAAAAAGUUAUUCUCCCCCAAACCCACUCUUAUGCCUGUGUUUCUUCCUUUGGUUAAUUUUAGAACCAUCAUCAUCUAAAUUCUCUAGGCUCACUUCUCUCCUCCACUUCUCCCCUUUCCAGCCGAUGUCUAAUCUCUAAGGAUUUUAUCUCCAUGUUUCUGAUAUAUCACUGUCUUUCCAUUUUCACUGCUCUUCCCUAAAUAUGAACCUUUCUCCUUGUCCCAAGCCUGUGUCCUUUCUCCUUUCUUUCCCCCCACAAUGCUACCCAAGUGGGCUUUCUAGAAGCACUCUAACAACGUUACUCCUUGCUUAACACACCUCAGCGAUUUCAUGAGGCUUUAGGAGGAAGUCAAACCCCUUUCCUUGGUGUACAAGCUUCGCUGAUAUGGGUCUUUCUGCUCCCCCGACCCCAUGUUCUCCUAAAAAACACACAGUUCUUCAGAUGCAGCAUAGUCAGGCCUCCACACCUUGGUACCUGCUAUUCUCUUUCUAUCAAGUGCCCUAGCCAUCCUUCCCCACCUGGAAAAUUUCUGUGUAUCCUUGCAGGCCCAGCAUAAAGCAACACCUCUGUGAAACUGCCCUUGUUCCAUCCAAGGAGGAUCAUCGAACUUCCUCUUUUGUGUCAUCACUGUAAUUACAACCUACCUCUAUUGUGUCACUUAUUGUACUGUAUUGUUUUUGUUUUUUAAAGUCUCCUUUACUAGAAUGUGAGCUCCUUAAGGGCAGGAAAAGGAACUUGAUCCAUUUCUGCAUCUCCAUAGCAUAGUUUUUGGCAUAUGAACACUUAAUAAAUGUUUGCUGAAUAAAUUGCUUUCAAAGUGACAACUUCAUUAUGUUAAUGGUCAUACCUUCACUCCAAAUAUUCUUUACAGUAAGAGUUAGUAGAUGCCCAAUGAUUUGUGGAUUUUAGGGGGGGGGUCAA